This is a messenger RNA of Triticum urartu, 1206 nucleotides long. Its product is annotated as putative LRR receptor-like serine/threonine-protein kinase At1g51880. Gene Ontology annotation, biological process: protein phosphorylation. The record is from RefSeq and is a predicted model, not a curated record. Lineage: Eukaryota; Viridiplantae; Streptophyta; Magnoliopsida; Poales; Poaceae. Gene Ontology annotation, molecular function: ATP binding; protein kinase activity.
AUGUCAUCCCUUUUCUAUGAAGGACCAGUGAGCAACCCCGUGAAGCCGCAAAAUGAGAUGACGACAAGCUAUGCAAUGGUAAACGAUGUCUGCGGGGAUGGUUCGUUACGACUCGAGAGCCGCCAGUUCACAUACAGGGAGCUUCAGAUGAUAACAAACAACUUCCAGCGAGUGCUUGGAAGCAACCGCAAUGGAGCAUGUUUGACUUGGCCACAGAGACUCCGAAUCGCACUUGAAUCUGCACAGGGGCUAGAGUACCUACACAAGGGGUGCUACCUGCCCCUCAUCCACAGAGACGUGAAGGCAACCAACAUCCUAUUGAACGCAAAGAUGGAGGUUAGGAUCGCUGACUUUGGCUUGUCCAAGGCCUUCAGCAAUGACAAUGAAACCCACGUGUCCAUGAACACACUCAUUGGCACACCCGGAUAUGUUGAUCCAGAGUACCAGGCGACGAUGCAGCCAACAGCAAAGAGUGACGUGUAUAGCUUUGGUGUCGUACUGCUAGAGCUAGUCACAGGAAAGCCAGCCAGCCUACAGGAGGCGGUGCCCGUCAACAUAACCCAGUGGGUGCACCAGCGACUAACGCGGGGCAAUAUUGAGGGUGUGGUGGACGAACGCAUGCGUGGUGGAUAUGAUGUCAACGGGGUGUGGAAGGUUGCAGAUAUCGCACUCAAGUGCACUGCACAAGCCUCGGUGCAGCGUCCCACCAUGACCGACGUGGUGGCACAAUUGCAGGAAUGUGUCGAGCUAGAGAAUGGGCGUGUUGGAGGCAACACAAACAACGGCUUCCACGGCGGUAGCAGCGGUGAUGUCCCGAACUUGAGCUAUCAUGCCUACACCACCGAUCGGUCCACCAGUGUGAGCCAGAACAGCACUACAAUUGAGAUGGAGCAUAAUGUUAUCAGGGAGCCAACAAUGCCUACUGGUCCUGCUGCACGUUGAUACUUCUAUGUCUCAUUGCUAGUCAGUUCUAAAGGCGGCCAUCAAUUCUAUUGUUUUUUCUCCUUGAAGUGGUAUGUCUGUGAUUUUGAAAUAUUUUGAGUUUUCGGAAGUGAGUCCAGAUGUAAAAUUGUUCAUUAGACAUCUGAAGUGUGUUGUUUAUAAAGUUUAAAAUUUUUGAAGGAAGACCUCGGGGUGGAUGCUUAUUGUUUGCUCUCCUUUUGCUUAGUACUACAUCUUGCUUCUGCUCAGUUUUGGAGGGGAAGA